AUGGCACCUUCUCCGGCAGCAGGUAAGGCCACUGGUGGUGCGCCCAAGACUCCCACAAAGUUGGGCAGAAAGCCCCAGAGCCAAACUAGCCAACCCCCCAAACUCGGACAGCAAGCAGCUUCCGGCGCAAAAAAAGCAUCCGCCCCCGAGGGUGCCAAGCAGCCAGAAGUCCCUCAAGCUUCCGAGAAGCCUGAUGUUGGUGAUGUGCAACAAAAAGCCGGCGAUGCCGCGCAAGGUGCCCAGGAGAAGGCUGGCAAGACUGCUGAAGAUGCUAAGAGCAAGGCCGAGGGCGCUGCUGAAGAGCCCAGCAAGGUCGAGAUGAAGGACGACACCGAAGCCGCAUCCACCCAGGCUGGUGAUGAUGAGGACGAGGACGAUGACGAAGGCCCUCUGAGCAAGGUUUCCCAGGCUGGAGACAACGCCAAGGGCCAGCUCGAGGAGCAAGCUCCUCAACCAAUUGACGACUCUAAUGAUAACGACACUGCCGCUGGUGCUGAGGACACCGCUGAUGACGAUACCGAAGAUACUGAGGACACUGCCGACGACGACAAGACCGUAAAGGCCGGUGACGAAGCUGACGACAACGAAGACGAUGCCCAAGACACCACCAGCAAGGUGGCUGACGACGCUCAAAAGACCGGCAAGCAGACCGGCGGCAACCUGCUCAAGGGUGCCAAGGGUCUGGCUGGUAAGGCCUCUGGUCUUGCUGGCAAGGCCGCUCAGGACCCUAAGAAGGCUGCCAAGGAUGCCGGAAAGGACGUCCAAGAAACCGCGGGAGAUGUCAAGGACACCGCCGAGGACACUGCUGAAGACCUUGCCGAAGGUGCCCAGGAUACCGCCGAUGACGCUCAGAAGGUUGCAGGCGAGGCUACCGACGAGGCUGGCGAUGCCGCUGAAGACGUCAAGGACACUGCCGAAGGCACUGCUGAAGACGCCAAGAGCACCGUCGAGGACGCUGCUGGUGAGGCCACCGACAAGACUGGUGAGGUCGCCGAGGACGCUCAGGACACUGCUGGUGAUGCCGUCGACAAGGCCAAGGACACUGCCGAAGACGCCACCGCGGAUGCUAAGGCCACCGCCGAGGAUGCUCCUGAGCAAGUCAAGGGCACCGCUGAGGAUGCCACCGACAAGGCUGGUGAAGUUGCCGAGGACGCUGAAGAUGCCACCGGCGAUGUCGCCGAUCAGGCCAAGGACACUGCCGAGGAUGCAACCGACAAGGUAGACGAGACUGCCGAGGAUGCUGAAGACGCCGCCGAGGACAACGUUCCAGAGAUCAACGACAUCAGCGACCUCCCUGUCGACCUCUCCAUGCUCAAGGGCCUCGAGGUCUCAGAGGAUGGAAUGGUCUCUGACCAAGACGGCAACCCUGUCGGCAAGCUCGCUGAAGGUGAUGCCGAAGACCUCGCUGGUUACCCAAUUGGCGAUGAUGGUGAGAUCCUCGAUGACGACGGCGACCUUGUCGGACGUGUCGAGCUUCUCCCCGAGCAGGUCAAGAAGCAGAUGGCCGACCUGAAGAGCAAGGGUGAACUCCCCAAGGGUGCUGAGAAGUUCGUUGGCGAGCUUCCCGACACCGACGAUGUUGAGGAGAAGACCAACCUCAGUAUCUUCAAGGGUCUAACUUGCGACCCUACUGGUAACAUCUUCAACGAGGAUGGUGACACCAUUGGGCAAGUCACUGAUGGUGACCCGCAAGAGCUCAUGAACCACACCUUGAACGAGUACGGCGAGUUCGUCGACGAUGACGGCAACGUUAUUGGUCAUGCCGACAUUCACCCCGAUGCACCCGAGGACAUCUAUGACCAGAUCCAGAACGCUGCCGAUGAUGCUCAGGAUGCUGCCGACGACGCUCAAGACAAUGCCGACGACACCGUCAAGGCCGCCGACAAGGUUGAUGAAGCUGCCGACAACGUCGACGAUGCUGCAGAUGAUGUCAAGGAUGCUGCUCAAGACAUUGAAGAUGAGCUUCCUGGCAUCGAGGCUCUGCAAGGCAGAGAGCUCAACGAGGCUGGCGAGGUCGUCGAUGACCAAGGCGAGAUCCUCGGUCAGAUCGACAGCGAGUCUCUCAAGGACAAGCUCGAGUCUGGCGAGAUCAAGGCCGAGGAUCUCAAGAUCAACGAGGGUGGCGAGGUUGUCGACGCUGACGACAACGUUCUCGGUAAGGUCGGCCUUGCUGAGGGCGCCGCCGAGAAGCUCGGUGGCCGCCUGCCUCCUCUUGACCUUCGUAUUCUUGAUGGCAGAAAAGUCAACAAAAAGGGCAAGGUUCUCGACGACGAAGGUGAUGAGAUCGGUGAACUUGCUGAAGGCGACCCCAUAGAGUGCGCUGGCAAGAAGGUCAACGAUCGCGGUGAGGUUCUUGACCAGAAUGGCAAGGUCAUUGGCAAGGUCUCCGUCACCCCUGGUGAGGCUGCUGAGACCGCCACCAAGGAGCUCCAGGCCGAGCUCGGUGAGAAUGUUCCUGACGAGGAGGAGGGUGAGGAUGAGGAGCAAGCCGAUGAGGAGGAAGAGCUUCAAGGUCCUCAGUUCAAGAUUCCCGACCUCGAUGUCCUCGAAGGUCUCAAGGUCAACAAGAAGGGCAAGAUCCUCAACGAAGACGGUGAGGAGAUUGGCGAGCUUACGUCUGGUGAGCUUAGCGAAUGCGCUGGCAAGAAGGUCAACGAUAAGGGUGAGGUCCUCGACGAAGAAGGCAACACCAUUGGCCGCGUCAAGGCUCUGCCCCAAGAGAUCCCUCAGGAGGAGCUCGAUGAGGCCGAAGAAGCUGCCGACAAGGCUGAAGAUGCACAAGACGCCGCAGAAGAUGCCGCUGAGGGUGCUGAGGAUGCCGAAGAAGGCGCUCAGGCUGCCGAGGAUGGCGCCGAAGACGCUGAGGAAGGCGCUGAGGACGCUGUUGAAGAUGCCGAGUCCAACCUCCCUCCCCUUUCCGUCCUUGACGGUCUGACUGUCAACAAGGCCGGCAAGAUCGUCGACUCAAACGGUACCAUCGUUGGUGAGCUCACCGAAGGUGAUGCCAAGAAGCUUUCCAAGUCUGGAGUCAAGUCAGACGACCAAGGUCAGUUCUGGGACAACAAGGGCCAUGUCAUCGGUCGUGCCAAGACUGUCCCUGUCGAGGAAGACGAGGAGUCUCCUUUCGCUGGUCUCGAAGGCUUGAUCGUCGUCAAGGACGGUUGGGUCGAGGACGAGAACGGCAACCGCGUCGGUCAACUCACCGAGGGCGACGCCAAGAAGCUUGUUGGUCGCGCUGUCGAUGAGGAUGGCGACAUUCUCGACAAGAAGGGUUCCGUUGUCGGCCAUGCCGAGCGUUACGAGGAUCCCGACCAAGAGCCCGAAGCUGAGGAGGAGCCCGUCGAUCUCUCCAGCCUCAACGGCAAGACCUUGAACAAGGCAGGCUUUGUCAUUGGCGACGAGGGUGUACCCGUUGCUCGUUUAGUCGAGGGUAAGGCCAAGGAACUUGCUGGCAAGAAGCUCGACGACCAAGGUCAGAUCUGGAAUGACCAGGGCAAGGUCAUCGGCCGCGUCGAGAUGAUCCCCGAGGACGAGCGUGAGGCCAAGCCUGACGGUCCUUUCGCUGGUCUCCAAGGUCUUCGCGUUGUCGCUGACGGCAAGGUCGCCGACGAGGACGAGAACAUCGUUGGUGAGAUCGUUGAGGGUAACGCUAAGCGCCUGAUCGGUCUUGCUGUCGAUGAGGACGGCGAUGUCAUGGACAGAUAUGGCAACGUCAAGGGCCAUGCCGAACCUCUUGAAGAAGAGGAAGAGGAAGGUCCCGUCGACAACUCUCUUCUCGAUGGCAAGAAGCUCAACAAGAGCGGCUUUGUCGUUGAUGACAAGGGUAUCCCUGUUGGCAAGCUUAUUGAUGGCAACGUCAAGGAGUUGGCUGGUCGUCCCUGCGAUGAGAACGGUGAUAUCCACAGCGACACUGGAAAGGUCAUUGGUCACUGUGAGGUUCUCCCUGAAAACGAGCGUCUGUCCAAAGCUGAGGGACCUUUUGCUGGCCGUGAAGGUCUUCGUGUCAACAAGGAAGGUUACGUUGUUGAUGCUGAGGAUAAUAUUGUUGGCAAGGUCACUGAAGGUGAAUGGAAGAAGCUUGUUGGCCUUACUGUUGAUGAGGACGGUGACAUCAAUGACAAGUACGGCAACGCAAAGGGUCACGCUGAGCCUUACGAAGAGGAGGAAGCCGGCCCUGUCGACAACUCCAUCCUUGAUGGCAAGAAGCUGAACAAGCAAGGAUUCGUCGUCAAUGAAGACGGCAUUCCUCUUGGUAAGCUUGUUGAAGGCAAUAUCAAGGAGCUUGCUGGUCGUCGCUGCGAUGAAGAAGGCAAGAUCCACGGUGAUACCGGCAAGGUUGUCGGACGCUGUGAGGUUCUUCCUGAGAACGAGCGCGUUGCCAGACCUGAGGGUCCCUUUGCCGGACUUGAGGGCCUCCACGUCAACAAGGAGGGUUAUGUUGAGAACGCCGAGGGUGACCGUGUCGGUAUCAUCACUGAAGGUGACGUCAAGCGUCUCGUAGGCUUGACUGUCGAUGAAGACGGUGAUAUCAGCGACAAGUACGGAAACACCAAGGGUCACGCCGAGCCUUACGAGGAAGAGCCUGAGGAAGAGCAGACUCCUGAAGACCUCUCCGCCCUUGCUGGAUGCACUGUCAACAAGGCUGGUAACGUUGUCGACUCUUCUGGCACCAUCAUCGGUCGUGUCGCCGAGGGUGACCCGUCUACCAUGGUUGGCAAGAAGGUUGAUGGCCAGGGUCAAAUCUGGGACAACGCUGGAAAUGUCAUUGGUAAGGCUGAACUCGCAAAGGGUGCCGACACCAAGGCCGAAGGACCUUUCGCCGGCUUCGAUAGCAUCACCAUCAACAAGGAGGGUUACGUUGUUACCCCUGAUGGCAGCAUCGUCGGCCGCGUCACCGAAGGCGAUGUCAAGAAGCUUGUCGCUCACAAGGUCGAUGAAGACGGUGAGAUCCAGGACAAGAACGGCAACCUCAUCGGUAAGGCUGAGAGAUGGGAGCCUGAAGAGAAGGAGAGAAAGAUCAACCCCAUGUCUGGCCGCCGUGUCAACAAGGAGGGUGAAGUCCGUGACGAGAACGGAGAUGUCAUGGGCAGACUCACCACUGGCGAUCUCGGUCACUGCGUCGGCCUUGAAGUUGAUGACAACGGUUACGUUGUUGACAAUGACGGCAACAAGGUCGGUGAGGUUACUCUCAUCCAGAACAUCAUUGAAGAUGAGGAGAUCCCUGAAGAGGAGCUCACCGAGGAAGAGAAGGAGGAGCGCAAGAAGAAGGAGCAAGACCGUGAGAUUGCUGAGAAGAUGGGUGCCAUCUGUACUCAGACUCUCGAGAGAGUCCAGCCCGUCUGCAAGCAGAUCACCGACCACAUCGAAGCCGCCGACCGUACCCCACGUGAAGAGUUGGAUGAGGAAGAUUUGGUCAACAAGGUCCAGCCUCUUAUCGAAGAGGGUGGUCGCAUCUUGCAAGAGUGCAAUGGCUCGCUGCGCGGUCUCGACCCCGACGGUCGCAUCGCUGCUCAAGCCAAGGGCCGCGCCGGCACCAAGGAGGCCACACCCGAGGAGUACCGUCUCGCAGAUACCCUCAAGGAGUUGACCACCACUGUCACAACCACCAUCGACAACGCAAAGAAGCGUAUCAACGACAUGCCUCACGCCAAGAAGAAGCUGAACCCUCUCUGGGGUCUCAUGACACAGCCUCUUUUCCAGAUUCUUGCUGCCGUCGGUCUCUUGCUGACUGGUGUCUUGGGUCUGGUUGGCCAGCUGCUUAACGGCCUUGGACUCGGUGGUCUUGUCAAUGGUCUGCUCGGCGGUCUGGGUAUCGACAAGCUGCUCGGUGGACUUGGUCUCGGUAGCGUCGCCAGCUCUCUCGGCCUGGGCGGCAAGAAGGACAAGAAGAAGUCAGGUGGUGGCGCAUCCUCUUUGCCCCUCGUCGGCGGUAUGUUCAAGAAGUAA
This is a messenger RNA of Aureobasidium subglaciale EXF-2481, 5946 nucleotides long. RefSeq lists its product as uncharacterized. NCBI's taxonomy places the organism in Eukaryota, Fungi, Ascomycota, Dothideomycetes, Dothideales, Saccotheciaceae. Bases 1 to 5946 code for a protein of 1981 amino acids. The transcript is spliced from 2 exons. The record is from RefSeq and is a predicted model, not a curated record.